This is a messenger RNA of Tripterygium wilfordii, 3240 nucleotides long. RefSeq lists its product as uncharacterized. Gene Ontology annotation, molecular function: protein binding. Bases 253 to 2853 code for a protein of 866 amino acids. The transcript has 9 exons. The record is from RefSeq and is a predicted model, not a curated record. NCBI's taxonomy places the organism in Eukaryota, Viridiplantae, Streptophyta, Magnoliopsida, Celastrales, Celastraceae.
UUAUUUUUCUGCUAAUAUUCCAGCAAAUUCACGCCCCAAAUACUCUGGAGUCUGGACUUCCUCUGAAGGAGGAGGAAGAUAAUACUCGAAACCCUCGAAAGACUUCAUUCUCUGGGUUGAUAUUUUUCAUUGGUAGAAAAAUGCUAAACCUCAAAGCUUAGACCGCUUAAAUCUCUCUUUUUCGAAAAAACCCAGAAUUCUCAGCCUUGAAUUUCCUCUUUUGAAUUCUUUUUUGCACAUUGACGACCAGUGAUGGGUUCGACAACAAUACUCCCUAUUCAUUUUAAUCACAAGCUCUUAUUUCUACAGCACACAGCGGAACCGAAAACCCACUUCAAGUUUAUCAAUUGUAAACCCUCAAAACUACCCAGAAGAAGAAAACCACCGGCAACAGCACUGUGUUCGUACUCUUCAAAAUACCACCAUAGCUAUUUUUCUAAUGGAACUUUCUUCAAACUUGAAUCACCCACUUUGCGUGGUACAGCACUCACAAGAGUCAGUGGUGGUGAUAGUGGUGCCGCCCCACAACAGUCUGUAGGUUCUGAUGUUGAGAAAGUGAACCAGAGUUCUUCAAGUUUGGGUGACAGUUAUGUGCCCUUGUUCAUUCGGAUGCUCGGGCUAGACCAUGAUCCUCUUGACAGAGAGCAGGCAGUUGUGGCACUUUGGAAAUAUUCACUUGGAGGAAAGCAGUGCAUUGAUAACAUCAUGCAGUUUAGUGGAUGCAUAAAUCUCAUUAUAAACCUUCUAAAGUCAGAAUCUAAUUCUGCAUGUGAAGCAGCUGCUGGCCUGCUACGAUCAAUAUCUUCGGUCAACCUGUAUAGAGAGGUGGUAGCUGAAAGUGGAGCCAUAGAAGAGAUUAAUGGUUUGCUUCGUCGAUCAUCCUUGGCUUCUGAGGUAAAGGAACAAAGUAUAUGUACACUGUGGAAUUUAUCUGUGGAUGAGAACCUUAGAGUUAAGAUUGCCAACAGUGAUCUCCUGUCAUUACUAGUUAUGUCCCUGGAUGAUGAGGAUACAAAUGUUCUGGAAGCAGCUGGGGGGGUUCUGGCAAAUUUGGCAUUGACCACCUCUACUCACAAUAUCAUGGUUGAAGCCGCUGCUAUUCCGAAAUUGGCAAAGUUUUUGAAACCUGAUUUUGAAGGAUCCAAAGUCAUUAGAAAGGUAGCAAGAAAUGCGCUCUUGGAACUUGCUAAGGAUGAGUAUUACAGAAUCCUUAUCAUAGAGGAAGGUCUAGUUCCAGUCCCCAUGAUUGGAACAGCUGCCUAUAGGUCAUUCAAACCAGGUUUGCAUACAUGGCCUAGCUUGCCUGAUGGUUCAGAGAUUGAACGGACUUCGAAGAUUCCUUCAAAAUUUGGUGCCUCUGAGGUGCUUCUUGGAUUAAAUAUUGAUGAGAAGAACACAAAUUUAGAGGAAGCCAAGGUGAAUGCAAUUCUUGGACGAACACGUCAACAAUUUCUUGCACGAAUUGGAGCUAUAGAAUUGGAAGAUGGAAAAAAACCCGAAAGUGAACCCCCUUCUGAUCGCCAAUUCACUCUUUUGCCAUGGAUGGAUGGUGUGGCUCGACUGGUUUUAAUUCUCGAACUUGAAGAUGAGUCAGCAAUAUCAAGGGCUGCGGAGGCAAUUGCUGAUUCAUCUAUCAAUGAGCAUAUGCGGAUUUCAUUUAAGGAAGCCGGUGCUAUCAAGCAUUUAAUUCGGCUCUUACAUCUCAACAAUGACACCGUCAGAUUGGCUGUAAUUCAUGCUUUGGACAGUUUAUCUGUCAGCAAUGUUGUUUGCCACAUAAUCGAAGCUGAAGAUGUUAUGCAUCCUUUGAUUAACAUUCUAAAGCAGUCAGAGGCCUCCGAAAUUUUUAUGGAAAAGACCUUGAAUAUUCUAAGUCGGAUCUUAGACCCUGGUAAAGAAAUGAAAGCGAAGUUUUAUGAUGGUCCAGUUAAUGGAUCACAAAAGAUGCUGGAUGCAGCCGGAGGCUGGAAUACUUCAAUAGAUUCAACUGAUCGGAUGGCAGAAAGGCAACUGGCUAGAACAAGUACCCGGGAAAAAGUGCUGGACUCGGGUGUUAUUGCACGCCUUGUUGAGACACUGAAAGGGUCUUCCCCAAAUUUACAAAGAAAAGCAGGUUCUAUCCUUGAGUUUGUGACAAUUAUUGAUCCAACCAUGGAAACAAUCAUUUCAACGGACAUUGGAUCUGCUCUACAUGCUGUUUUCCAACCGAAAAUUUUGAAUGAUAUGGAAUUCGAUGUUGAAGAGAAGCAACAAGAAUUAUAUGUCCUGGAAGAAGCUGGUCUUGCAAUUUCUGCUGCCUCCCGGUUACUGGCAAAGCUUCUUGAUUCUGACAAGUUCCGCCGCACUAUAGAAUCCACCCAUUUUACUAAGUCUCUCCGAAAAAUCCUCAAGUCGAAUAUCCCUCUUCACAACAAAGAUUGGGUUGCUGCCUGCCUAGUUAAACUCAGUUCUCUAUCAUGUCUUGGCCUAGAUGUUGAAAAUCCGAUUAACAUAGAAGUAACUCUUUAUGAGACAAUCCCACGGCUAAUAGAGCAGAUCAAAUCCCCUCUUGAUCCAGAAGCACAGGAAGCUGCAGUUGUUGAACUCAAUAGAAUAAUUUCUGAGGAUGUGGUAGAUUCCACUCGAGCUGUUGCUUCUCAGGGCGGCAUUUUUCCACUGGUGAAGCUGAUAGAGGGAGGGAGGGAGAGAGCUGUCGAAGCAGGCUUGUCAAUACUGUAUAAUCUGAGCAUGGACAUUGAGAAUCAUCCAGCAAUUAUAGCUGCAGGAGCAGUGCCGGCUUUGAGAAGAAUCGUUCUGUCACAGAGGCCUCAGUGGACCCGAGCUCUUCGGUUGUUGAGAACUUUGCCCACUUGACGGUGAAAGAUGUGAAAUGCAGAAAAUCAUGCCAUGACAGUGCAUAAAUGUGCCCAUUUUCUACAAUUUUGCUCUACUGUAAAACUACUUGCUGAGAAUCAUAAGCUUUUGAUAUAUUCCAGUGAUUAUGUUUACUUUUAUGCGAGGAUUUCUUGGUCUUUUGAUGGUGUGUGAUGCACCUUGUUUUAAUUUGUUUCUCUCAUGAUCCCUGAGGAGGAGAUUCAGGCUUGGAGGAAAUCAUCAAAAUAGAGAGGAGAGUUUCUUCAAGUGUCAAGGAACAAUGACUGAGAUUUAGUGAGUGUACCAAAAGAUAUAUUUAAUGGGUGGAUGAUCCUUUAUAUGCAACGUGAUUAUCGUUCAAUCAACGAGUCACUUGCAUAAAAGCAA